GUCAGUUUGUAGAGAGCCACCAUGUCAAAUGAGGGUGAUUUUCCCGCCGUGAUAGAACUAAACGUCGGCGGUGUAGCAUACACUACAACACUUAAAUCACUCACGAGUCAGCCUGACUCUCUCCUUCAUGCCAUUUUCACAGGGCGGGAACCUAUUAUAAAAGAUGCAAAAAAUCGCUAUUUUCUCGAUCGCGACGGUGUGCUAUUUCGUUAUGUGCUGGAUUUUUUAAGAGAUGGGAACGUAGUGCUGCCGGAGUGCUUCAGAGAGAGGGAGCGACUUAAAACUGAAGCAGAAAAAUAUAUGUUACAUGGAUUGGUAGAGGCGAUUGCCAGCGAGACCAGAAACAGGCCACCUGGGGUUAUUACCGUCGGGUAUAGAGGCAGCUUCCAAUUCGGGAAAGAUGGUCUGGCUGAUGUUAAAUUCAGGAAGUUGUCUAGGUGUGUUAAAUGCAUGAUUCAUAUUAUAUUAGUAACCAAAAGUCCUCCAAGUUAUUGUUUUGUUUGACAAAAAUAUUUUAUGCU
Molecule: messenger RNA, 521 nt
Organism: Diabrotica virgifera virgifera (western corn rootworm)
Lineage: Eukaryota; Metazoa; Arthropoda; Insecta; Coleoptera; Chrysomelidae
Gene: Ktl
Product: BTB/POZ domain-containing protein KCTD16
Exons: 1
Coding region: 22-504 (160 amino acids)
Biological process (GO): protein homooligomerization
Molecular function (GO): protein binding
Source: RefSeq, a predicted model, not a curated record